AUGAACGCCUCCCUGGACGGCGGCGGCCCCGGCCCCGGCCCCAGCAACGGGAGCAGCGGGGGCGGCGGGCGGCCCUUCUGCCUGCUGUCCGCCGGCUACCCGGAGAGCCUGGAUGUCUGCCUGCUGGAGGCGAUCGUGGUGGUCUUCCUGACCGUGCUCAUCAUCUCGGGCAACCUGGUCGUCAUCCUUGUCUUCCACUGCGCGCCGCUGCUCAACCACCACACCACCAGCUACUUCAUCCAGACCAUGGCCUACGCUGACCUGCUGGUCGGGGUGAGCUGCCUGGUGCCCUCGCUCUCCCUGCUGCGCCACCCCAUCGCCUUCCUGCCCGAGUCGCUGGUCUGCAAGGUCUUCGGCUACGUGGUCUCGGUGCUGAAGAGUGUCUCCAUGGCCUCGCUGGCCUGCAUCAGCCUGGACCGCUACCUUGCCAUCACCAAGCCCCUCACCUACAGCACCCUGGUCACCCCCUGCCGCCUGCGCGCCUGCAUCCUGCUGCUCUGGCUGUACUCGGGCGCCGUCUUCCUGCCCGCCUUCUUCGAGUGGGGGAAGCCCGGCUACCACGGGGACGUCUUCCAGUGGUGCGCUGACUCCUGGGACACCCGGGCUGUCUUCACCCUGUUCGUCGUGGUCAUGCUGUACGCGCCAGCCGCCUUCGUCGUCUGCUUCACCUACGUUAGCAUCUUCCGCAUCUGCCAGCAGCAUACCCGGGAGAUCAACGAGCGGCGGGUGCGCUUCAGCUCCCAGGAAGGGGAGGCCGCCGAGGCGCAGCCCUGCCCGGACAAGCGCUAUGCCAUGGUUCUCCUGCGCAUCACCAGCGUCUUCUACAUCCUGUGGCUGCCCUACAUCAUCUACUUCCUCCUGGAGAGCUCCUCUGUCUACCACAGCCGCCUGGCCUCCUUCUUGACCACCUGGCUGGCCAUCAGCAACAGCUUUUGCAACUGUGUUAUCUACAGCUUGUCCAACAGUGUCUUUCAGAAAGGGUUGAAGCACCUCUCGGGCGCCCUUUGCACGCCUUGCGCCAGGCACCGGGCAGCCAAGGAGUCCUCCGCCUCCCGGAGCAAAAGGCCUUCCAACGGGUGCCACGCCUGACGCGC
This is a messenger RNA of Candoia aspera, 1094 nucleotides long. RefSeq names its product G protein-coupled receptor 21 (gene GPR21). The record is from RefSeq and is a predicted model, not a curated record. Lineage: Eukaryota; Metazoa; Chordata; Lepidosauria; Squamata; Candoiidae. Gene Ontology annotation, molecular function: G protein-coupled receptor activity. Gene Ontology annotation, cellular component: membrane. The transcript has a single exon. Bases 1 to 1089 code for a protein of 362 amino acids. Gene Ontology annotation, biological process: G protein-coupled receptor signaling pathway.